Molecule: messenger RNA, 5950 nt
Organism: Plutella xylostella (diamondback moth)
Lineage: Eukaryota; Metazoa; Arthropoda; Insecta; Lepidoptera; Plutellidae
Product: olfactory receptor 17
Source: RefSeq, a predicted model, not a curated record
AUAAAUGAAACUGCGCACUUCUUUCCCAAACAGUCUUCACUGUCCUUUCCAGGCGACAUAAUAUUAUAGGAACUUACAGUGUAAUUAAGUGACGACGCGACGUGUCGUAGGUAGUGUGGACGCUUAGUGUGAAAGUGUUAAACAAUGUGGUUAAUCGAUUAUCUGAAUUAGGUAUGGAAAUAAAAAACAGAACUAAAUCGGUACCUGCGGGAAUUAAUAAGCUUUACAUACUUUAUAGAGAAAAGAAGCGAAUCAUGGCUGAGCUAAAAGAACUGGAGGGUGCCACCACCGCCAACAUGGCGACAGAGCAACCUCGGCAGAAGAGGAAAUAUGUCAAGAAACAGAAGAUAACUUCAUCGUACAAACACCUAAUAAGCGAUGAUGAUAAAAAGCUCCUGCAAAGGAUUGGUCUGAAUCCUUACGAGGUGAUAUGUGAAAAAUUAACAGUCCAAGGAAAUGGAUCGUUUAAUAAACUGAAUCGGCAGAUGCCAUUCGACCCCCGAGGGAGUGCCGAGCCCGUGGGGCCUACGAGAGAGCCUACAAAGAUGUCUCACCAACACAAGCAUCCUUCAGAAACACAGAGAAUGCAAGCACUACAACUCAACUUACUAGUCGUAGAUUCCCUGCUUCGGGAAAUAGAUGAAAACACGUCAACAAUCGAGAAAAAUCGAAUCCUAAACAAACUGCGUCGCCUGAGGAAAAAGUUAGCAGUUAUAGAAAAUGAAGUAAGGACCAAAGGGAUAUGGAGUUUGUACAAUCAGCUCGCUGAGUUUAAAUUGAAGAUUAUGGACAAGGAAAUAUUGGUAGAUCCACACCAGAACAGAUCUAAGAUGUGGUACAAGGAAAGAUGGAAAGAUAUGUACGUACUGGGCAGGGUCGACGAAUUGCAAACAGAGAGCGAAAGAGUGAUAAAAACCCACAUGGAAAAGAAGCGAUCGAAAAAAACGCGACGAAUCGUCAAAAAUAUAAUGGUAACAAAACACUCCUGGCUUCGUUGCGCAAUGGAUCAGCACGGUGCACGCGGCAGCAAAAUUUUUCCGAUAAAAGACAAAAUGGUUUGGUGUCCAGAUGCACUCAUGGAAGACGAUGACAUGGAUGAUCCUAUUACCCUGGUACCAGAUGACAUGUCCAAACUGCUUCCUGCUGGCUCAGAGGUUUAUUCUCCUUCCAAAACCUUAGAUGAUACGGGCUUGCUUCAUCAGCGUGCUGAAAAUAAAGCAUCUGAAGAAACAGUUCAACAUACGUCGUAUGCUGAAAAAAACUUCUUGCUGCCGGUAACAUUUUUUGAUAUUGCUCGUAAUGUGCGGCUGUUAACGGAAUGUCGACCUCUUACUGUACAAAUGGUCGACUAUGUAAAAAAUCCUCAAUGUAUGAAAAAACAAGUAAGCAAGAUCAUUUGCUCCACUAGACAGAUAGCGCCGUAUAAAAAUAAUAAUGCCCUACAAGAUCUUGUCCAUGGUGAGAUGUCCACAAAGUCAUCAUUUGACUGCGAUUUGACUGACCCAUGCAAGAUUUCUCCCAUAGAAGUCAGUACAAAGAACCCUGAAGAGUACCAGCAUAUAACAAGCACAACUCAGCCAUUGAAUGAAAUCAAUAAUGAUUAUAAAACACCAGGAAAUUUCAAUCUACGAAGUAAAAUCCAGAAAAGAAAACCUGGACCAAAACGAUUCACUCACGUAGAUUUUAAAAAGAAUCAGGGUCUAGUCGGUUUAAAAAUAAUUAGAAAAAGUGAAUUAAGUAUUCAACAAGUGAAUCCCACGGUAACACGUGUUGGUACUGCAAGUAGCUGCGGGACCGAAAACAACUACGUAAAACAAAAUUGUAAUAUUGGACCUACUAACCCAACUGCUAAUAAGGAUAUGCCUAGUUUAGACGGUAAUAUCACAUCAGAUUCUUUUCUGGGACGCGAAAAUGUGCAAAAACAUGAUAAACAGUCAACACCGUCAUUCUUAAAUGUAAAUCCUGCAAACCAGCUGAAAGAAAAUGUAAGUCUAAGUAUUAAAAAAAUUACGAGUCACUCCGGAACUCAAAAAGCUCAAUCAAUAAAAUGGAAAGGCCAGUUUAAAGAAGGUACGAGUUAUCCAUCAUUUAUUAAAGUUCUUAACAAGGAAACAAAUGAACUCAAAAAUUAUAUCGACGACCCAAAUAAAAGUGUAAAACAGAAAGUUGCUAGAAAAAUUAAAAACAUGAAGGGACUCAUUCAUGUUCAUGGAGAUGUUUUUAACACAAAAAAUACUAAAAAUGUUAAAAUUAAAAACAGCGGUGCUCUCAAAAAUAUGUCUAACCCGAUAACCAUAAAAGAAAAACCUAAAAGUAAAAUUGAUAGACAUAAGAAUGUUGGUGAGAGUAAUAAAAAUACACAAAAAAAUAAAAAGCCACCACAAAUCAAUAGAAAUUUUAACUGUACCGUUUCAAAUGACAAUGAUAAUACGUUGCCAGCUAAGAUAGUUCCGGCACAUACAUCAUAUCCGCCUGGUUUGUCAAAUGUAGAUAUUGGUAGUAUAAAUAAUAAUAGAUCUGCCGUAAUAGUCCCCAAUCCACAGAUGAAUGAUUCUCCGGCCGAUACUGAGAAGUGUAAUAGAAUAGCUCUCAAUAAUAACAAAGACUUUUCUCAAGCACGUGCGGCAGAAGCGUCUGAACAUUGUGCUCCCUUUAGUCAAGUGCCUGAUACAUCUCAUAAUAGUUUUUCUCUCAAACGAAAGUCCCAAUGUCAAGAUUAUACUUCCUCAGCGAAAGGUGCUAUUUCAAAAAUAGGCAAUAAUUGUGGUCUCCUAACAGUCCUCUCACAAAAAGAUUUACCCAAAAUGGGAGAAACUGAUAGUAUAAAUGGUAAUGCUAACAAUGUGGCAAAGCUAUGUGAACUAAAAAUUAAAACAGUUUCGCAGAUAAAUUAUAAAAUUGCCAAAGAUUUAUAUAAUCAAACUUCUCAUAACAUUAUACAAACUAAAGAAGUUGUAACUCCGAACAUGAAAACCAAAGGAGAGGCAAAAAAUGAAGUAAAAUCUGUCGUUAAACCCUGUCAGAACAUGAAUCCUGAGUCUCAUGCUUCUACCGCUCAAGAAAGUGUAACGGUGGUUGGCAAACCUAUUCAAAGUGUAACACGAGUUUACAAUAAAGUAAAUCCUCAUCCAGAUCCUAAACAGUAUGUAUCAUUUAAUGUCGCACCAUUUCAAUCACAUUCUGAGUCAAACCGGGAACUUAUAAACAUGGGACCUUUGCCUACAACGACUGCAGGUAUUUCUGAACAAUCAAUACCUAAAGUGGAACGUAAUGAUGGUCAGUUACGAUCUCACAACAACGCACAUCCCUCGUAUAUUCCAAAUUAUGAGACUCCAACUCAAUUUGGUAAUGUUAAUAUUUUAAAUCCGAACUAUGUAAUGCCUGAGAGCAAUCAAAAAGAGUAUUUCGCUAAUAAGGUCCAUUAUUAUGAGAAUACAAAUUCAAAUGCAAUACCACCUUAUCAAAUGCGUACUGAACAAUUUCCUUUGCAACAUUAUGGAAACUAUAAUUAUCCUGAAUGGACACAUCGUUUUGAAGAAAAUUUUGCCAAUACCACAUGGCAGCAGCCACAGUUGGCUUACAGCGCGAAUGCAGUGGUAAACCCAGCCGAACGAUUCAAUAACGAUUACAUGAAUCAGGGAAACAUGAACUACUGUCAGCCACAGUUUUACGAUAGUCGUUUUUUGCCGCCGCCGCCGCCGCCUCCACUAUUGCCGCCGCCGCCGCCGCCACCGCCACCACAGCCCAAGCUCAACACAGUACCAGUUCCAAGACGUGCAAACAUUAUUAAUCUAAUAGAUGUGCAAAGCAUCAGUAAUGAAAAAACGCAAAAGCCUGAAAAAAAUAACGUAAAUAAAGGAACUUUACCUCAGCCUAAUUUUCCUUCUAAAGAGAUGAACAAGAUUGUGGUAAUAGGUAAAAACAAAUCGCAUAAAGAAAUAAGUGUUCCAAAACACUCGCCCUGUGAAGUAAAAAGAAAUUCAAGUGGAGAUUGUACAACUGCCGGCCAAAACCUACGUAAAGUCUGUGGCUUCGAUGAAAUAAAACCAACUUCGGCCGUACCUAAAAAAUACUCACCGCCUAUAUUGCCAAUACCAUCGGUACAAAAAUCUAUGGAAAUAUUAUCGUUGUUACAUAGUUUGACAAACAAUUUUCAAAAUAAUGAUGCAUUCAGAUCGCAAGUAAGUCCCAAAAUUAAUCAAACAAAUCCACAGGGUAAUAAAAGUACAAAACAAAGCAGUGUUGUAAAAGUUACCUCAGAACCGGUAAAAGAAAAAACCAAAAUGCGUGAAUCUUUGAAAGAUGUUAAAAAAAUAUCCUUAGACGAGUAUAAAAAGAGGGCAAAAAAUUAUAAAUUUAUCGAUUUAACUGGUGAUGAUGAGACCACGAUGAAAAACUCACCAAUUAAAAAAGUAUACGCGACGAAUAAUAAUAAUAAGCGCCAAAGCGUAGAUUCUCAAGAUUUAGGCUAUGAUUCUGAUAGUACUAUUAAGUUAUGAAUGGCUUACCAUGACACGAUGAUAGUUAGAUAGAAUAAAAUUUGUUAUACAUAUAAAAUAUUUUAUGUCUGUUAGCUUUUUGUAUUAGCCAGAUAAACAUUAAUCUGUGAAGGUUUUUAAUUUAAUGUUAAUGACGAUGUAACUGCAUCUAGUUUCGAAUGAAACAAACUUACUGACAUUAUCAUCCAAUCCAACCAUACAACAAUUAAAUAGAGUGGGACUUUGUGUUUUAGAUAUUGUUAUUGAUAUACUAGACAAGCUCUAUUAAUUAUGUAUCCUCCUAUCAUACAUCUGUCUUGGACUUAGUGAUUGUCAGCUUAUUGUAUAGGGUAAAGGCGGGAUAGAUGCGCCAGUAGGAUAGGUUACAAAACAACCGUAUAACUAAAAACCGCAAGCACCCAGCACCUCGGGAAGCCAGGCGCCCCGUCGGGUGCUGACGUCGCGUUUCGCUCGUAUGUGAAUUCAUCUCCCAUACAUCUGUCUUGGACUUAGUGAUUGUCAGCUUAUUGUAUAGGUACUUACUCCGAAAGUAUUAUAAACUUGACUCAUUUCUGUAUUUUAAGAAUUUAUCGAAUUUGACAUUACAGUACAAUUUUAUAAAACAGCUUUAAACGAGCAAGUUGAAUAUGUACCAUAAAUUACCUAACUCGUUGUUCUAUAGUAAUAUUAAUAUUCAUAAGGGCAGAUUUUUCAAUGGUCAUACGAGUAUAAAUGUCACCUGUCGAAUAAAAUUGUUGCUGUCACUUUCUGAUACAAACAUUCAGAUGCGACAGUAUGAGAAUGAUUCUCAGAUAACUUUUAUCUGGCUAUUGAAAAAUAUGCCCUAAAUGUUAAUAAAUGCAAGCAGUUGUGUUUUUUCUAGAAUUUUUGUUAAGUUUCAUUUACUGCUCACUCAUUUACUCUUUUGAAGUCAGCAUGUUAUUGAAUUUUAUGUUUUCUUUAUCUAUAUCUACACAUAAUGUACUAUGCAUGUAACUAUGGAAGAACAUAAGUAAAUUUUCUUACCUAAUUUAUAUUACUUACCAAAAAGUGAGAAUACAAAAUGUUUAUCAUGCUUAUUUUAUUUUAAGAAAAGUAAUUUUGAUAUUUUUAAGAUAUACUUACUUCAGAGUUUUUAAAAACGGAUGUGAAUAUAAGUUAUGAUCUUCUUUCAAUUAGUGACGCUAGCAUGACAUAUCCUUAGCCGUAACUAGUAGGUAGGUAUGGAUGAUAUUAAAACUGUUUAUAUAUUUUUUGACUUUGCCAAUAAUAUGACAAGUGUACACGACAAAAAUAAUUUGUUAUUGUUAUGGUUAUGCAUUGUAUCUUUUUUUGACUAGUUCUAAGAAAUUUCCAUGUCACAUAAUAUGGUAUGGAUUUAGUAAGUUAAUUUGUUAAAAUACCCAGUGCGGUAAGCUAUUUACCAAAUGUUACAUACUUUAUUUUUAUAUUAAAACUAGUAUUUCUGUUAA